GGUUCCUACCUUUGAUGUGUGAAAAGAUGGUGACCUACUGAUAACGAAGUUCUGUGAUAAAAAUUGUGAAUGUUGAAGAACUUUUAUCGUACAAACAUUAAUAGCCUUAAAAAUAGGCAAUGUAUUGGAGUUGGAUACAUUUUCAAGAAUUUAUAAUAAAUACAUCUGUGAAAUUUAUAUAUAAAUAGUAAAAAAAAUUAUGAAUUUUCAAAAAAUAUAUUAAAUUUUACUAAAUUGUAUACAAUGUCUCAUUGUGACGAAGAAGUAGCAUCAUCUGGUUUUCACCAAUUAAGUAUUACAAUUGAAGGUGCUAUAUUAAGAAGUUCUACAUUUUUAAAACCUAAUCCUUAUAUAGAAUUUUCUGUUGAUGAUAAAAGUCCUCGAAAGACAGAAGUUUCGAAAUCUACAUAUCAACCAAAAUGGAACGAGGAAUUUACAAUACUUGUAACUCCACAUUCACAAUUACAUUUUCGAUUGUUAGAUCAUAGUACUUUCCGAAAAGAUACUUUAAUAGGAGAAAAAAAAAUAAGUCUUUCUCAAGUAUUAUCUCAUUAUAAUGGAAAAUUGGAAAAUAUGGAAGUAACAUUUGACUUAAUGAGUGAAAAUAAACAUGAUUCUCAAUUAUGUAAAGUUGGAGAAUUAAUAACAGUAUUUGAUGGAUUAAGAAUCAAUAUGCCAAAUACAUCAUCAAGCAUUAAUGAAUCACCAUCAUGUCAAACACAAUCUGUCUGCAUACCUUUUGAUGGUGUUUCAAAUAAUGAUGCUAUUAGUAAUAGUAGCAUUCUUAAUGGAGGAAUUCGAGCACGUAUGAGAUUAAAUGAAGCUAAACAUGUUGCAUCAUCUAAUUUUCAUGGAACAUUAUCAAAUAUUUACCAAAACUCUACUUAUAAUAGUGGAAGUGAGCAAACUAAUACUAAUAAAAACAAUGAACAAAUUGAGCCUGUUGCAUCGAAUUCUUUAACAAAUGGACAUGCAAUAUCUCCUGCAGAUAAAUCUAUUGUAUCUUUAUCAGGACGUUUUGCAGCAUCUUUGCCAGAUCGUCAAACGUCUCGAAUAGAUGUAUCAACAUCUGGUAUAAUAGAUGGAAGAGUUGGUUCAUGUACAGAACAAUUUCCAAAAGUUUCUGCCUCAGAAAGUCGUAAUAUUUCCCAAAUUGAACAAUCAACAGUAUUGUCUGGAACAGUUGGAAUAUCUAGAUCAGAUCAAUUAACUACUAAUACAGAUAUAUGUUCACAUAAUAGAACAGAACAAUCUCUCUCUAAUGAACGUAACAUUCGAACAGAACAAUCAGUAACUAGUUCUCUUUCAGAUAAUUAUGCAAGUAUAAGAACAGAUCAGGAUACUUCUUUAGUGGAUGGAUUUAUAGUUUCUAGAGUAGAUCAAUUUAGAAAUCCUGUUUUAACUGAUAAUCAAGGACAUUCUCAGACAGAGCAAUCUGUAGUAUUUACUUUACCAGAUGGUUCUCAUUUAGAACAACCUACAGUAUUUAUGACAGAUAGUCGUGGAAUAACACGUUCAGAUCAAUCUUCAAUAUUAUCCAUGGGUGAAGCGCGUAGAACUACUCAUAAUGAACAAUAUACAAAUCCUACAACUACACGUUCAAAUCCUCGAGUAGUACAACGGGUAGCUUCAUUGUCAGGAUCAUCUAACAUGCUGCCUGGACAGUCAACUCAAUCUGGAUCUUCAAUUGUACUUGCUGAAGUUGAUCCUACAAAUCAUUCUGAAGAGCCAUUACCUCCUGGUUGGGAAAUGAGAUAUGAUAUUUAUGGAAGAAGAUAUUAUGUUGAUCAUAAGACACGAAGUACUUCUUGGGAAAGACCACAACCUUUACCACCAGGCUGGGAAGUUCGUAGAGAUCCCAGAGGCAGAAUUUAUUAUGUAGAUCAUAAUACAAGAACUACAACAUGGCAAAGACCAAAUACAGAAAGAUUACAACAUUUUCAGCAUUGGCAAGGUGAAAGACAACAUGUGGUACAACAAGGAAACCAACGAUUUCUCUAUCCUCAAGCACAUGGAAAUCAAACUGCUAUAGCAGGACCCUCAACAUCAUCUAUGGUUGAUGAUGAUGAUGCUCUAGGACCAUUACCUGCUGGAUGGGAAAGACGUAAACAGCCAGAAGGAAGAGUUUAUUAUGUAAAUCAUAAAAAUCGUACAACACAAUGGGAAGAUCCAAGAACGCAAGGACAAGAAACUGGAAUUGAUGAACCACCAUUACCAGAUGGCUGGGAAAUACGAUUAACCGAAGAUGGAGUUCGAUAUUUUGUAGAUCAUAAUACAAGGACAACUACAUUUCAAGAUCCAAGACCUGGUGCACCUAAAGGUCCAAAAGGUGUUUAUCGUGUACCAAGAGCAUAUGAAAGAUCAUUCCGAUGGAAAUUAUCACAAUUUCGCUUUUUAUGUCAGACCAAUGCAUUACCGAAUCAUAUAAAAAUUAGUGUUAAUCGACAAACACUGUUUGAAGAUUCUUAUCAUCAGAUAAUGAAUGCUGAAGCUUUUGCAUUAAGACGCAGAUUAUAUAUAAUAUUUAAAGGAGAAGAAGGUUUAGAUUAUGGAGGUGUAUCAAGAGAAUGGUUUUUCUUGUUGAGUCAUGAAGUGUUAAAUCCAAUGUAUUGUUUAUUUGAAUAUGCCAAUAAGAGUAAUUAUAGCUUACAAAUUAAUCCAGCAUCUUAUGUUAAUCCUGAUCAUUUACAAUAUUUUAAAUUCAUUGGAAGAUUUAUAGCAAUGGCUCUUUAUCAUGGACGUUUUAUCUAUAGUGGAUUUACUAUGCCAUUUUAUAAACGUAUGUUAAAUAAGAAAUUGAUUAUGAAAGAUAUAGAAUCUAUUGAUCCAGAAUUCUAUAAAUCUCUUGUAUGGAUAAAAGAAAACAAUAUUGAUGAAUGUGGUCUCGAAUUGUAUUAUAGUGUAGAUUUUGAAAUUCUUGGCCAAGUAAUACAUCAUGAAUUAAAAGAAGGUGGUGACAAAAUUAGAGUUAUUGAAGAAAAUAAAGAAGAAUAUAUUAGGUUAAUGACGGAAUGGAGAAUGACAAGAGGUAUAGAGGACCAAACUAAAGCAUUUUUAGAAGGUUUUAAUUCUGUUGUACCAUUAGAAUGGUUAAAAUAUUUUGAUGAGCGUGAAUUAGAACUUAUGCUUUGUGGUAUGCAAGAAAUAGAUGUAGAAGAUUGGCAACGCAAUACAAUUUAUAGACAUUAUACACGAAAUAGUAAACAAAUUUUGUGGUUUUGGCAGUUUGUGAAUAGAACAGAUAGCGAAAAACGAGCUCGACUUUUACAAUUUGUAACAGGUACUUGUCGAGUACCUGUUGGAGGAUUUGCAGAAUUAAUGGGGAGCAAUGGUCCUCAAAGAUUUUGUAUAGAGAAAGUAGGAAAAGAUACAUGGUUACCUAGAUCACAUACAUGCUUCAAUAGAUUGGAUUUACCACCAUAUAAAAGUUAUGAUCAACUAGUAGAAAAGUUAAAUUAUGCAAUUGAAGAAACAGAAGGUUUUGGCCAAGAAUAAUUAAAUACUUAAAUAUAAUAUACCACUAUGUAUGAAAAGUGAUGAAGAUAAGUUUAGUGUAAUACAAGGUUUUAAUGGUUUGAUUUAUCUUGUUUACAAUAACAAGAUAAAAUUGUUAAGUAAGAAUUUUUUUUAAAUUAAUGAAUUGAAAAUGUUUGUAUUAAACUUUUAUAAGAAAUUCUGAUAUUAAUUUUAAUUGAAAAUUUAUUUCAAAGCAUACUUCUUUAUUAUAUAUAUAUAUAUAUAUAUAUAUAUAUAUUAUAAUUAUAUAUAUAUAAUUAUAUAUACAAUUAUAUCUAAAUAUGUAAAAUUCGUAGAAAAUAUCAAUGAAGUGCACAGAAAAUAUUUAAAAAAUUGUAUAUAUUUACAAAAUAAAACUUAUACAAUUAAUAAAUCAUAGAAUAAUAAAAUAAAAGCAAAGAUGCCAAAAUAAUUACCUUAUAAUUGAUUUUUUUUUUUUUUAAGAUUAAUCUUAUCUAAUUUUAUUUCAUUAAGUUUCAUUAAUAAUUAUAAUGAAAUAAAUCAUGUUUUUAAUUGCUGUUUAUUAUUGAUGCUUUCUACGAUACUUAGUAAUAUUCCCUAAUAAAGGGCUUGAAAAUUAUAAUAAGUGCUGUACAUAUUAAGCUAUAAAUAUAUUGUAUUUUAUGUGACAAAUCAAUAAUAACGAUUUCAUGUUUCGUCCUAA
This is a messenger RNA of Apis florea (little honeybee), 4180 nucleotides long. It is a transcript of the gene Su(dx), whose product is annotated as Suppressor of deltex. Gene Ontology annotation, cellular component: cytoplasm. Gene Ontology annotation, biological process: protein ubiquitination; proteasome-mediated ubiquitin-dependent protein catabolic process. The record is from RefSeq and is a predicted model, not a curated record. Gene Ontology annotation, molecular function: ubiquitin protein ligase activity; protein binding. Lineage: Eukaryota; Metazoa; Arthropoda; Insecta; Hymenoptera; Apidae.